AUUUGGGGGGUCGACUUCAGGUCGUCGCCCUAAGCGCAAAGCGAAAGAGCGGUGAGAGCAGGGGCGGGCGACACUCCCCGGAGCGGUGCCCCUGCGCCCAGGGCGCAGCGACUGCGCCCUGCCCUCCGGGCGUGGGCGAGUUGGCCGCGUGUGUGCCUCGCUGUUUGACGCGAAGACGAGCCAAUCAGGGCGGGCGGCCCGAGCUGCCAUGUGACGGGCAAGGCGGCCCCUUUCCCCAGCGCGGCCAGAGGGAGGAGAGAACCGGGGCUCGCCGCGAGCCUUCGAGAGCAGCGGCCGCGGAGGAGGCGGCGGCGGCGGGCGGGAGCAGCGGCGGCGGCGGCACAGGCUCGGGGCCAGCCGGGCGCGCAUCCCCGGGUGCCCUGCGCGGUGGAGAGCUUGGCGGGCUGCGGGUGCCGCAGGACAGGAGUGGACAAAGCAAGAUGGCAGGGAUCUUAGCCUGGUUCUGGAACGAGAGGUUUUGGCUCCCGCACAAUGUCACCUGGGCGGACCUGAAGAACACGGAGGAGGCCACCUUCCCGCAGGCUGAGGACCUCUAUCUCGCUUUUCCCCUGGCCUUCUGUAUCUUCAUGGUGCGGCUCAUCUUCGAGAGAUUUGUAGCCAAACCGUGCGCCAUAGCCCUCAACAUUCAGGCCAAUGGACCACAAAUUGCUCCGCCCAAUGCCAUUCUGGAAAAGGUCUUCACUGCAAUUACAAAGCAUCCUGAUGAAAAGAGAUUGGAAGGCCUCUCCAAGCAACUGGACUGGGAUGUUCGAAGCAUUCAGCGCUGGUUUCGACAAAGACGCAAUCAGGAGAAGCCAAGCACGCUGACAAGGUUCUGUGAGAGCAUGUGGAGAUUUUCAUUUUACCUUUAUGUAUUUACCUACGGAGUCAGAUUCCUGAAAAAGACCCCCUGGUUGUGGAAUACGAGGCAUUGCUGGUACAACUACCCCUAUCAGCCACUCACAACUGACCUUCACUACUAUUACAUCCUGGAGCUGUCGUUUUAUUGGUCUUUGAUGUUUUCUCAGUUCACUGAUAUCAAAAGAAAGGACUUUGGCAUUAUGUUCCUGCACCACCUUGUAUCUAUUUUCUUGAUUACCUUUUCAUAUGUCAACAAUAUGGCCCGAGUAGGAACGCUGGUCCUUUGUCUUCAUGAUUCAGCUGAUGCUCUUCUGGAGGCUGCCAAAAUGGCAAAUUAUGCCAAGUUUCAGAAAAUGUGUGAUCUCCUGUUUGUUAUGUUUGCUGUGGUUUUUAUCACCACACGACUGGGUAUAUUUCCUCUCUGGGUGUUAAAUACCACAUUAUUUGAAAGCUGGGAGAUCGUUGGACCUUACCCUUCCUGGUGGGUUUUUAACCUACUGCUAUUGCUAGUACAAGGGUUGAACUGCUUCUGGUCUUACUUGAUUGUGAAAAUAGCUUGCAAAGCUGUUUCAAGAGGCAAGGCUGGGAAGUGGAACCCUUUACAUGUGUCCAAGGAUGAUCGAAGUGAUAUUGAGUCUAGCUCAGAUGAGGAGGACUCAGAACCUCCGGGGAAGAAUCCCCACACUGCGACAACCACCAAUGGGACCAGUGGUACCAACGGGUAUCUCCUGACUGGCUCCUGCUCCAUGGAUGAUUAAUUACUCAAAACUACAAGUCCCAAGCAAAGUGAACUAUUUGUUCCUGGAAGUAUUUAAUAAGUUGCAAAUGCAGUUCCUUUCAUAAUAUCUCAGCACCAGAAACAAAAAUUAAGAUUAUCAAAGCAUUUUGAAUAGUGCACUGCCAUGUGUCCUGUCUGUGAAUGAAGAAGAAUUACCAUUCUCUCUUUGUAGGCAUGCUGUAUGUAAUUGACACAAGGGAACAGUAUUUGCAUUUGUACUGUCUUAGAGUAUUAUUUAUUUUUUUGUAUUUGUAAAUCUGUGGACAAAAGAGGGUUUCCUCACUCCUUUUACUCACUGGGCUCAUGACAGUGAAGGAGAUGCUCCAUCUGCUUCUCCCCCUUUCUCUUGCUGUAGUCCAAUGUGCUAUGAGCAUCAGCUUACUUUGUCACUUAGAGCAAGCAAAACCCAGUGCAAGAUUCUCGUUCAGCUCUAAAUAGGUUUGCUUUCUUUUAGUUACAGUGCCCAUUUUGAAAUUGCCUAUACAGUCUUAGUGACCAUUUAAACCGGACGAACUAGGUGUUUAAUUUUCACUCUUCAUGUUCAAUUAGCAGUUCAAAUUAAAGAAGAUGGUUAUUGGAGAACUUUUUUGAAUGGUUUUGUAUUAAAUUGCUUUGAAAUAGAUUUCAUUUCUUGUGCACACAGCCAAGAUUUCUUCAAUGGGUGUGAGCUAGUUGAGGGUUAACCUUGUAGGUUGCAGAGUGUAUUUGUUUGUUUGUUUGUUUUUCUCUGUGAUGAGGUCAGUGCUCUGAUUUUGAAGGAGGAUAUUCACUGAAGCUCAUAGUUAUAAACAAGGAAAUCACUGUUAAGAAUGGGAAUUUGUCCUGUGUUCUGGGAAUAACAUAAAGAGAGCAACUGAUUUCAGCCAGGUUUUGCCACUACCCUAUAAUUAGUGCAGUCUUAUGUUAUAAAAGAAAGAAGUUAACUAUAUUUGGGGACAAAAAAAUCUUUCAAGAGUUGAUAAAGAUUACCUGUGCAGUGCAGAGCACUUUAAUGCAACCAGCUUUCAAGAAAAAGCCCUAUCUAGUACUUGAUGUUGAUGUUUUUAUUUUGCUGAGCAAAAUAAAGCCAAUGGGAGAAAGACUAUUUUACCCUUUGCUUUUCUCCUUAAACGUAAUCCAGAUGACUUUCCUGUUACUAAACACUGAGCAGCAUUACACUACAAUGCUUCUUUGGUUUCCAGGAAUUUUUUUCAAAUGGGGCUGUUUCUGGAAAAAUGAAAAAUUCUAUUGGACAAUGGCAAUAUCAACAAUGAGGAAAAUUACUGAAGAAUAAGUUUCCAUAUGUCUCCUACACAGCAGUGUUAUUUAUGUACAGAUAAGAAAACCAUAUGUCGGCCAAAGAUUUUAUCUCUUCUUCUAACUUUUAGUAAGAGGAAAAAGGGACUAUAAAACCCUUCAUAAAUCAAGAAGGCCGUCACUUAGAACGAACCCCAAACAAAAAUGCCAUAAUAUAAAUGUGUGAAUCAGGGCUGUGAAGACAACAGCAGAAAUGCUAACAAGUGUGCAGAAACACCAGAGAGUGCGUAUCCUGCUCAGAACCAUUCACAUUUAAUUCAAUUCUUUGAAAAAAAUUAAAGCUUUUUGCCCACAAUUUGCGAUCUGUGAGUUAAUAGUUAAAAGAAUGCUCCCAACCAAAAAAUUCUUACUGUAAUAUUAUAUCUUUCCCUACUUAUUUACAAAAUAAUGUGUUUCUGUUAUGGUCCUUAGUAAUAACUGAAGAGGCUUAGAAAUACAUCUGCUUGUUUAUUGAGAAAACGAUGCAAAUAAUUCUGCCUUUAGAGCUUUGUUAUUUUAUUUCACAAAACAGGCAUAUGUCUGGGAGUGUAAUUUGUGGAUGGUUGAGUUUGUAAGAACAAUCAUAAAAGGACUUGUUAGUCUUCAGAACAUCUGCUAAAAUGCAAGUAUAUGUAUAAGGUAAUAGCAUAUUACAGCUGAAAAUUUUGAGAAGGUAAAAGUUUCUUAAUUAAAAUAUGAACAUAUUUAGCUUGCUUUAGUGUCUGGGGCAAGUCCUCUCAAUGGCUAAAAUUAACUUUAGAGAUCCAUGUGUUCAGGUUUAGAUCAUAUGACACUUGAGCACAGAAGAAUAAUUUCAAGGAGGUCAGCUUGUAAAUUAAAGGUUUAGAAGAAUUGCAUAAAACGUAGUAAAUGGGGUCUGUCAUUAGCAAAGGCAAAUCUAAGCAAUCAUUUUUCCCCCCAGAAGUUACUUAGAAGGAGAACUGGGAACACUUGGGGUCUCUCUAACUGAUGGCAUUCACUUCACACAGUCCUCUGUGUUAUCCAGAGAUUUUUAUUUCAUUUUACAUUUUAGGGCACAGUUCUUUGGGGCUAAUUAAAAUGGGGUUUGCAGGCUUUUUAUGGUGAAGAAUAAUAUAUCUCUGUCUAUAGCUUUCCCGUGGUAGCCUGAUAAGGCUGAGAGAGAAAAAUAUGUGCAGUAUCCCAUCCUCCCCCUGUACCAGGCCAUAGCUUUGAAGUGUAUUUUGUAAAUUCAACUAUAGGUUAGUCAGAGUGCUGUUUUUCGUUAAUUAACUUAGCCUGUGUUGAUAUCGCCUCCUUCCUGGUCACAUUCAAACCUUCCCAGAGUACAAAGGGGUAUGUAGAAAGGAUUCCAGAAGAAGUAAUACUUUAUUCUCUAAUGUUAAUAGCUUUUCUGGAUCUCUUAGUAGGGGGAAAGUAGAAAAUCGAGUAGAAUUUGGCCUCAGGUCAAUAAAUGAUAUAAAAACGUGUGUUCUAUUUAUGUAUAUAUAUGUAUGUUUCUCCAAAAAGUGAUAAAACCAAAAUAUCACUGACUCAUCCCUACCCAUAUUCUUUUCAUAAAACCCACUCACCAGGUACAACAGAAACUUCCCUCCUUGUUUGUCAGCCUCCUGUUCAUGUUCCCCACACACCUGAAGGUGGUAGAAUCUUUUCAGCCUCUUAGCCAGUGAGCUAAAUAUGGCUAAGCACAGGUCAUAAGAGCACCUAAGGCCAGCAAAUAAGCCAACUACAGUUCACCUUUCCAAAUUUGGUCCUAUGGAUGUUGAGCAUAGGGAAGCAACUCUCAGUAUUUUGGAUUAUUCAAGUAUAUGUGGUAAAAAUGCAAAUGAUUGCUGCUUUACCCCAGGGUUUAUUAGCAUCCUACUUCUGCUGGGCUGCAUCAUUAUAUAAUGCCACAGGCAUCUAGUCAAGGUAAACAAGCCAGAAAGGUUAGGCAAGAAGUGAGAUAAAAUCAGAUCACCUUUGAUCAAAAUGGUUGGUGAACCUCCACAUGUCCAGUUCUGUUGCCAAACUUUCCAUUCAGAGUAUUUGGUGGAGUUUGAAUUUGAGCAAACUAAAUGCCUUCAUCUUAGGUAGAAAGGGCCUGAAUCUUCCAUUUUCUAUUCAAACCUCAUUGUUAUUUGGUCUAAGUAAAAAGUCAGAUUUCAUUUCCGUUUACCUGAGUUCGCUUUAAAGAGCUUUUCAAAGAGAGCUUUAUAGACACCCACAAUUGUCCCCAAUCUCUUCAUGAUGUUGCAUUAAUAGUUGUUUUUGUCCCUUUCUUGGAAAUGUUAAUGCCAAAGUUGCCUGAACAUUGGGCGGUUUUCUUAAUUUGAAGUAUAAAAAUUAUAAAGAGUAAUUCCAAAGGUAUUAAAAGAUUGUUUAUCAGUAUGUGUGGUGAUGUCAUUAUCUCCAGAGAGGCUUCAAGAAAUCCUUUGGAAAUAAAAAGUUAAAUGUUUACAUUUCAUGUGGUAUUUCAGGUCUUCAGGUUCUGAUUAGCUUACUUUUUUCCAUUGUCUUUGGCUGAUUUCUGCUUUGUAGAUAAAUAAUAAUAGCCCUGAGAUGUUUCUAACAUUUAAAUAAGAAAAAAAUCAAAUCGAAGUCAGCCUGCUGGAAAAGUGAUCACAUGGCAGUUGCAGUAACUUGUAUGGAAAGAGAAAAUGCAAUGAGCCCAGUUACUGCACUUGCCACUACCAUGCUGUCCAUGGAAGGAAUAAUUAGCAGUUCAGUUGUCACAAGCCGCCCUUGAAGAAAACGCAGCAAAAUAUUUUAAAAUGAAGAUAUUGCAGUCCCCAGAGCCAGUGAAGGUUUCUUUUGGUAAAAUGAAAUUGUGCCAUUCUCAAAGUACCCCGUAGUGAUGAGCACUGACUGGUUCACUGGCCACAUUUUAGUUCUUCAUAAUAGGCCACAAAAGGGCUCUGUGGUUUGCCUCUGUGUGCACUGGCCCCUCCCCACCCCUAGGGGGCACUCAGUAGCUGCUGAGAAGGCCUGUCCACGAGGCUGUUGGAACCCCUCCAAUAAAUACUUAGAGGUAGUGUAUCUGAUGCUUGUUUUCAUGGAGAAAAUUGGAGAACAUAAAGCAUCAUGAAUAUUUUUAAUAGGAUCCGCAGACACCCAAAGGAGAAGCUUGGUCUUUUCCAGGUGUUUCCAACUUGAGUUCAACCCAAAGCCUUUGAAAGGAAUGCAUUACCACAUGGCCACAUGCUAAGACCCCAUGGGGUCUAACACGGGGCCUAAGAAAGUCUCUGCAGCCAGAUAGUACAUGGUGUCUCCACAAAACUAGGCAUUCUGGAGAUGGCCCAGAAAGGGAUGUGAGGGGACCGUUAAGAUCUGUCUUGCUUAUCUCAUGCACUCACAUUCCUUUCAGCCUCCUGGAGUUCCUGAUAAAAGGAAGCCAGGGUGUUGACAUUUUUUAGCUAUUGAUUUCCCAAUAGCUUGUGGAUCAGUUGUACACCCACACUUCCUUCUCUGCCUAAUUCCGUUUUUCUGAAAAAAAAAAAAAAAAAAGUAGUAUGCCCAUAUAUGUGUGUUUUUCUUAACACAGGUCCAUGAAAGUUUGGCUUCCUAGUUUGAUGUCUGUUGCAUGGCCUGGAAACCAGGGAGCAGCAACUAUUGAGAUGGUUUCUGUGUUCAGUGAAAAAUUCUAUUUCAUUGAGACAAUUUUUUCUUUAUCCACAGUAAUUUUUUGAAACUGUCAUCAUGAAACUACCCUUAAGAAAAUAAGAUUACCUGCAAAAAAAAAGAAAUGAGUUAUGGAAUAGGAACAGUUAUGUGAUGAUUCUGAAACUUUAACUUAGAGCUUCAUUACUUUAAGAAUGGAAAACAACCUCUGAGUUUGAUUUCCCAAAGUUUCAUAAAGCCCCUAAGCUCAUGAUAUUCAUCAACUCUUUGCCCACAUAGUCAUUUACCUCCACAGCCGUUUGUUGUCAUAGAAGGGGUGGUGGUGUUUGGAUUUGAUUUUUUUCAACUUGCAGUGAGAAAUAGGAUAGGUGACAAAACCUUACUUGUUUUCUUAAGACAAUUCAGUGCUUGAGCAUCUCUGUCAGAAAUGGAAUGAAAUACUGUUAGCCAAUUAGAAUUAUUUUAUGUAUUGUUAUUGUGUUUUGCUGAUUUUUAUAUGAAAAUAUAAUUAUUCAUUCUUGAUCUCUGGAAGCAAUCAUUAUUAUGAGGAUCAUUUUACUUUGGAAACACUUUCAUAAUAAAGAUAAGUAUUAAGA
Molecule: messenger RNA, 7089 nt
Organism: Pan troglodytes (chimpanzee)
Lineage: Eukaryota; Metazoa; Chordata; Mammalia; Primates; Hominidae
Gene: CERS6
Product: ceramide synthase 6
Exons: 11
Coding region: 441-1619 (392 amino acids)
Biological process (GO): ceramide biosynthetic process
Cellular component (GO): membrane
Molecular function (GO): DNA binding; sphingosine N-acyltransferase activity
Source: RefSeq, a predicted model, not a curated record